AGCAGAUGAGCACUCCCUUGGUGGUGUUCUCUGCAAUUCAGGCUAUGGUCGCACAACAGGGCAUGUGGACGGAUGCCAGUGUGCUUGUGUUUGAUCCUCUCAGGUACUUCCAGAUGGGGCUGCUCGGCCAGCUGGCUGCCUACAUUUGGUACUUGUGUGGGCUGGAUGCAGAUCUCAUAAAGAGUCUGGGCAUCUGGAGCAGUGCUGUGAAUAUGGAUGUUAACGCCAUGGUUGCAUCAUAAUACGUGUUUGUUGGUGGGGAGAAUGACGUGCACUAUCGCGCAUGCAGAAAACUACUCAGCUGUCGCAGGAGCACAUAAUUUGCAUGGAGG
Kickxella alabastrina is the source of this 332-nucleotide messenger RNA. RefSeq lists its product as uncharacterized. The record is from RefSeq and is a predicted model, not a curated record. Lineage: Eukaryota; Fungi; Kickxellomycota; Kickxellomycetes; Kickxellales; Kickxellaceae. Bases 6 to 242 code for a protein of 78 amino acids. The transcript has a single exon.